GUACUUUAUUUUUAUACACAAAAGAAAUCUUCCGGUAUUACUCCGUCUAAGAAGAGACAUGAUGGUAAGAAGCAAGUAAUUAAAGGCCCAAACAAGGAUGAAGAUUGAAGUGCAGUACCGACUGAAACCAAAGCUAAAACCAAAGCUGAAAUCGUUGUACGAUUGCCUCGACCGCCAGUCCUAAUCUGCCUACCUGCUCUUCCUUCUAUGCUUGCAAUCGCCUCUCCUCUAUUUCAACUUCCCCCGGCGCUCUUCAUCCGUAAGUUCUUCGAUUCCUUUGACUUUCUCUCUCUAACCAUCAGUUUGUUUAUCCCUAAGGAAAUGGUCUUGACUUUUUCCGGCAAGGCUGAGUUCAUUAGGCUUGUCUUCAAUUUUUAUAUACCUUUUAUUAUGAUUUGUUUUUUGGCUUUGAAUUUGAGAUUGAAGACCCAAAAAUGGGCCGUAUUUAGGUAAAAUUACAUUUCUAUUUAAUAUUGAAAAAGAUUUAUACUCCGUACUAAAGUUUUGAUUUUAAUUUAAGUUUUGAGUAGAGUUUGCUUAACUUUUUUGAAACCAGAGAUAGCUAGAGCACGUGUAGUUAUGUCGAACUAUACCAAUUGGGGAAUGUGUACAAGGUGUUUGUUAAAAUGUCUCCAUGAGAUUUUCUUGUAAUUGGUGUAGUAACACUUUUGUAGAGCUCAAGUAGCAGCAGCAGCACCUUGUAAUUGUAUUUGAUAAAUUAUCUAAUAAUCAUAAAUAAGAUUGGAAAAAUAUACCUUUUAAUUUCCUCUACUUUAGGGGUUGAUGGAAUCAGUACAAACUCUGUAACAUUAUUUCAGUAGAAGAAUAAUGAUUUUUAUGAUGUCUCAGUCUCUCAGACUUUAUAAUAACCCUUCAAUAGGUGGUUUUUACUGUGAAAAUUAUCCUUAUGACAUUUCUUCAAAAAACCAGGUGCAUAUUCAACCAUCCCUAUUACUUAACUAAUAUGUUAUCAACAAGCAGUGGCAGAUUUAGAAUCCGAUUUAAAAGUGUUCAAUGUUUUAAUAACUAUUAAAAUUUUAAAGAAGAAUAAAUAGAUUUAUAUUAAAUUACACAUAUGUACUUGCAUGAUUUUUUAAAUUUUUUAAAUUACACCGUAGAACACUACCACAUCUGCCACUGCCAACAAGCUUUAUCAUAGAAAGUCCAGAGCAUGAUCAUCCAAAUGGAUAUGACAAAGGCAUUUGUAGUCUCAUUGGAGUUCUGGUUUUUUUUUAUAAAAAUUUGUUUAUAGCUCCAAUCAUUCAUCUAUUUGUCUCAGGCUGUCAGCCAAAAGGUGGAUUGCAUAUUCUGAGAUGAAGAAAGAAUAUACUUAAAUAGUUAAAUUAAUUGCAGGUUGUGCAUUGAAAAUUUGAUGAUUUCUCGUGUUACAUUAAUGAAAGUUCAUAUAAACAACUGUUUACAUUUACUAUGGGCAACUUGAUGUUGUUUCUACCAAGGUAAUGUUAUCACCCACACCUUUUCCUUUCCUCCAUCAGUGAUGGUGUGUCGAGACAUAAAAGCAUUGUUCAAUUGAAACAAGAAGCUGGCUAGUGGUGAGGUGUCGAGACAUAAAAGAUUUGUUCAAUUGAAACAGGAAGCUUGUUAUUUUCUUUUCCCUUCUAUGAAUCACAUCAACAAACCCCCGAAUCGGCUAUGACCCUAUUUUGCAGAAACAGUACAUUAUUUUGUCGAUCUUGUGUUUGUGGCAUAUUUGUCUCCACUCUCAAAGAACUGCCAAGAGCCCAAGAGGUUUCAUCCCUGUCCCAGAAGGUGAAGCUAAUCACCGCUGAGAGAUUCAAGUUUGUAAUUGAUAUGGAGGCUACUAUCGUUUCUCAGACUAUCAAAACAUGCUCACUUCUCCUGGAUCAGUUAUUCUUUAUCUUGCUUCCUUUUUCUUCAUUUCUUUCAAUCUUGUGUAUUAUUCUACGGAAUUUCACGCUCAUCAAUAUCCUUCCAGAAAUUUAUUCUAAUCAGUUUGGGUUUGGUUAUUUGUGUGUUCUUGCAGGGAGGUUCACAGACUGAGCACCGAGAGGUGACUUUUCCUAAGAUCACUACCACCAUUUUCAAGAAGAUCUGCCAGUACUUUUACUAGGACGGUGGCACCUUCAGUUCAGGCCGGGCAAGAGGUUUCAUUCCGGUCAGAGGCCCCUCAGCCAAAGGAAGGAUGGGCUCCGCACGGCUUUGCCCCAGCAUGCCCUUUCGACAGGGCUGCUGCAGCGGACUAGCUCCCCCUCAAUACCGACUCUCUUCUCUGCCUUCGGACAAACGGCUAGCGUCCCUCAACAAUCGAAGGCCAAGAAAACGGCAGAAAAAAAGAUUGCUCAUCAGCGCCAAGAACUUCCAAAGAUAGCUUCAUGCCUUCACCUUCUGGACGGGGACUCUUUCAUAGAUGGUGGUGUGGUUUAAAUGUAUUUUUGGAUAUUAAUAUUUAGAUUUGAUGGAUUCUUUGACCCUUCACUUGUUCGAUCACAAAUCUUGUUUUGUACAUUAAUGUUAGUAUUCUUUAUUAAAAGUUAUAUUAAAGACGUUUAAUAUAUAUUGUUAUUAUUAAACUGA
Molecule: messenger RNA, 2556 nt
Organism: Cuscuta epithymum
Lineage: Eukaryota; Viridiplantae; Streptophyta; Magnoliopsida; Solanales; Convolvulaceae
Source: the annotation of a GenBank genome assembly